AUGCACGUGGAGCGAAAGCCCAACCACCCCGCCGAGUCAGACCCCUCCUCGCGCAAGGACGGGAUGGGGCCCCGGAGCACCCUGCGCUGCACCGAGAACAGGGCGGAUGACGGCCGGGACCUGAUGGGCAGGUUGCAGGAGAGGGUGCAGAUGUUUGAGAGGGCCGAGCGGGAGUGGCUGAAGCACUUCGCGCGGCUCCGAGGGGUGAGUGAGAGAGGGAGGAUACUUGUGUGUGUCCGUCCACGUAUCCAUGUUUUGUCUUGUGUCGUGUUUCUCAGGCGCAUCACUGUCGGUCGUCUUCCUACUUGGAGUUCGAGGACCUGAGCGCCCACGAAGUCGACAACGAGGUCAGGAAAAUGAUGGCUUUGCUGCUUCGCAACACUUUCCUGGUUUGCUGCGUCGGCACACUCGAGGCCAGACGGUCCACCCUGGCCUUACAAACUCCAAUGACCUCUGGCGCCUCGUGUCGUCGUACCUUCGUCAGCCCAUUGCCGUGUGCAAAGCCUGCGCUUCAACCGCGACAUUGCUCAGAGAGACUUGAGGGCAAAUAAGACGAAUGUCAUCAUCCACCGUCACACGAUGAUCACCACACCGCUAUGUACACACCGUACCAAACCGGGUAACUAGGCACGCUCAACGACUGCAUCGAGAGGCGGGGCGUUGCGCCGAUGAGCGAGCAUGAGGCCUCCCACUGGGUGCGGCAGCUGGUGGAGACCCACCAGGAGCUCAAGGCCAUGGACAGAUCCUUCAAGUAAAGACCCAUUCAACAUGUUGACAGGCAGACACACACAUCAUGUCUGUCUGUGAAUGAAUGUGUGCAGCGACUUCGACCUGAGGAGCUACCUGGUUGACGAGGCCAAUACGGUCAAGCUGGCGUGCAUGAGGUGGCGUGUUGGAAAGCACUCCGUCGCCACAGAGAGGACACAGAAACCGCUCACUCACUCACCAAGGUAGGCUCACGCCGCCGUCUCGAGGCUCCUUCGCGCACCGUCAGCGAUGCGGUGCAUCCCCAAAGGCCAGAAUGAGUCUAGCACGCAGACAUUCUAGAGUAAGUACCGCUUGUCUUCCCUCCCGGCCUCCUCCCGGUGCCAGGAUACGAACGCUACCCGACCAUUCUACUCGUACGCCACACAACACACCGCACCACACCACACCACACACACAUUCGUUGCGCAUUGUCUGUUGUGUGUGUGUGUGUGUGUGUGUGUGUUUGGCAUGUUGGCAGACGUAUGAGUUUCCCGACGGCGAGCAGCUGAGCGUGCACGCCAACCUUGGCGCGCCCUUCAGGGGCGACAGUCGUGUGGGCUAAU
Messenger RNA from Vitrella brassicaformis, 1310 nucleotides. The record is from the annotation of a GenBank genome assembly. Lineage: Eukaryota; Vitrellaceae.